Messenger RNA from Hipposideros armiger (great roundleaf bat), 1699 nucleotides. It is a transcript of the gene FLYWCH2, whose product is annotated as FLYWCH family member 2. The transcript has 4 exons. The coding region runs from base 605 to 1030 and encodes 141 amino acids. NCBI's taxonomy places the organism in Eukaryota, Metazoa, Chordata, Mammalia, Chiroptera, Hipposideridae. The record is from RefSeq and is a predicted model, not a curated record.
GGGACCAUUGGGCGUGGGCGGGACUGGUGGGCCCAAUGGCGAGGAUGCUGCGCAGUCAAGGAUAUAGGGCUGAGUGGCGUCAAUGAGCAAAAGGGAGACUUUCCCUCCGCUUGCUCAGGAAAGAGACUGGGGCGAACGAGGCCUUUAAACAAGUGCUCCGGCUUCCUCCGCAGGGAGCUGGGCUGAAACCCUGGGGGAGGCUAGUGCUCGGAGAGCCCUGCAGGGAAACCUAAUCCGGGCUUCAGAACUGCCGACGCCCCGCCCCGCGCGCUGAUUGGUCAGGUCGCCAGCUCGGUGUUACACAAGGAAGACCUGGAGAAGCGGAGUUUGCCCAAGGAAUGGGCCCCCCGCGGCACUACUGCGCAUGCUUGCGCCGUGACCCUAACUUGAGGUGACGGCCCGAACUGAGGCGGGGGCCUCUGGCACAGAAGCUGAGGGACCUGCCACGGCUCGGUCGCUGGAAAGGGAGGGCUCCGCUGCCGUCGCCGCCCGGCCGGUGCCCGGACAGAGCCCUGGACCGCGAGGUUCCUUGCCAGGGAGAAGGAGAAGAAAUCCAUCUGCUGGGGUCUGAGUGUGGCCUGGGGGACGGGCCAUAGGUCCCGAAAUGCCCCUGCCUGAGCCCGGUGAGCAUGAGAGCGAGAGUGUGAAGGCCGGCCAGGAGCCAUCCUCGGAGUCCCCUGAGCCGGGCACAGAUGUCGUUCCCGCAGCCCCCAGGAAGCCCAGGAAGUUCUCCAAACUGGUCCUGCUGACGGCCUCCAAAGACAGUGCCAAGGUGGCCGGGGCCAAGCGCAAAGGAGUGCACUGCAUCAUGUCCCUGGGGGUGCCCGGCCCUGCCACCCUCGCCAAGGCCCUCCUCAAGACCCAUCCUGAGGCCCAGCGGGCCAUUGAGGCAGCCCCUCAGGAGCCUGAGCAGAAACGCAGCAAGCUGGACACAGAUGGAAAAGAAGACAGAAAGUUGGCAGGGUGGCCUGCCCCCAGUCCUGCAGUGGGCGGGGAGGAGUCCACCAUGGGACCCAGUGAAGCCCAGUAACCCUGACAACAGCAGGUGCAACCUUGAUGGGGCCAGUCUCCCUGCUGGAGCCUCAGAAACCUCACCUCCUCCAGGAAGCCACACAGGACUGACAGCCCCACUGUAUAGGGGCUCUGCUGUCAUGGCAGCAGAGGACGGGGUGGGCCUGCAGUCUGCGGGUGGGGACCCCAACAGAUAUGUAUGGUACUCCUAUCGUGUUCCUUCUGGAUGGUUUGGGAGGUGAAGGAGAUGCCUGGGAACCUGAGCCCCUCCCCAGGUUCUGCGUGCUGCUCCUGCUGGAGAAGGAGUUGAAGAAACACAAUUCCCUGCCAACCUGAAGUCAAGGUCCCUCGGAAAAGGCUUCAGCCUUCAGUUGCUUCAUCUUGUGUGGUCCUUAUUCUUUGAAAACUGCCACCGGGUGCAAGGAAACAGAUUAUUUUUAAAUUAUAAAGUUUAGAGUCCUUAUGUUUUAAAACAACAUUUUCUAAAUGUAAUCAGUAUCGACUCCCCCUUAGGAGAGUGAGGUACUCAUCAUGUUUUCCUUGUCAGCUCUCCAUUUUGCAAUGUUAUUUUUACAGAAUGUUUGUUUGUAACAGUUAUAUUCUGUAACCAUAAUUUGAGGCCUUCUUUUUUCUUUUUUUUUUUUCUUUUUUUUUUUAGCUGAGCCAUCCUGCCACCUGUUGGCAGCUC